Messenger RNA from Rhineura floridana, 2208 nucleotides. Its product is annotated as disintegrin and metalloproteinase domain-containing protein 20-like. The transcript has a single exon. Gene Ontology annotation, cellular component: external side of plasma membrane; sperm head plasma membrane; plasma membrane. The record is from RefSeq and is a predicted model, not a curated record. Gene Ontology annotation, biological process: proteolysis; male gonad development. NCBI's taxonomy places the organism in Eukaryota, Metazoa, Chordata, Lepidosauria, Squamata, Rhineuridae. Bases 1 to 2208 code for a protein of 735 amino acids. Gene Ontology annotation, molecular function: metalloendopeptidase activity.
AUGAAUAGCAAUUUUGCCUUGCUGCUGGUAUUGAUCUCAUGGAAUGUUUUGAAUGAGACCGAAGGUCAGAAACCACCACAAGGUUUUAGGUAUGCCUCUUAUGAGAUGACCAUACCUAGGAAACUAACCCCCAGAUAUGGAAGAGAACCCCACAGUGUCACCUACCUGCUGAAGAUUGAGGGGAAGGGCCAUGUGGUGCAGCUCAGGCAGAAGAGGGGCUUUGUCCCUAAAUACUUUCCUGUCUUCACUUACAGUAAGGAAGGGGACCUACAGGUGGACUAUCCUUUCAUCAGAGAUAACUGUUUCUAUCGUGGCUUUGUACAAGGCAAGCAUUCCGCUCUGGUCACACUUAGCACUUGCUCAGGAGGACUCAGGGGUCUGUUGCAAUUAGAAAAUGACACCUAUGAAAUUCAACCUGUGCAAGCAUCUGCUACUUUCCAACAUGUGGUGUAUAGGCUGGAAGAAAAGGAGGGUGCUGUCCGCAUGAGGUGUGGUCUAACUGAGGAAGAGCAAAGUCACCAAGAGGCCAUGAUCCAAAAUAUAACAAAUGCAGCAGUACAAACUGUUGAAAGAGGAGUCUGGUGGACACACAUCAGAUAUGUGAAGGUUGCAAUUGUGAUAGAACAUGAACGAUAUGUCCAGUUUGACAGGAAUGAAAGUCGUACUGCUAUACAAGUUCUGGAAAUUUUCCAUGCUGCUAACUCAUUCUAUGAGCCACUUUCUGUUGAGUUGUCUAUAGCUGGACUAGAGAUAUGGUCAGAAAAGAAUCUCAUACAAAUUCCUAACAACAUAGAUGACACACUUGAGAAUUUCAAUCUUUGGAACAGAAACUCACUAGCUAAACGUAUAGAGAGUGAUGCUAGUCACUUAUUUGUAUACAAGAGUUUUGGAGGUACGCUUGGAUUAGCAUUUAUAGGAACAGUGUGUAAUAAACAUUGGGCAUCUGGGGUUGAAUCAUAUGUGACUUCCAGUUUGUUCCAUUUUUCCAACACAUUUGCCCAUGAAUUAGGACAUAAUCUUGGCAUGCAACAUGAUGGAAGAUACUGCACUUGCGAUCGACGUGCCUGCAUUAUGGCUCCAGCUCAAGCAAACACUGAUAAGUUUAGCAAUUGCAGUUAUAAUGAUUAUUUCAAACAUCACAACAAGGGAUGUUUAUUAAUACCACCUGACCCUAAAAAAAUGUUUACAUUUGCAUACUGUGGCAACAAGGUAGUGGAAGAUGGAGAGCAAUGUGACUGUGGUUCACCAGAACAAUGCAAGUUGGAUCCAUGUUGCCAAUCUAAUUGUAUGUUGAGUCCAGGUGCCACUUGUGCUUUUGGACAGUGCUGUGCUAAAUGUCAGUACCUUCCAGCUCAUUCUGUUUGCAGAGAGAAGGUUAGCAGAUGUGAUCUUCCUGAAUACUGCAAUGGGACUUCAGAGUGGUGUCCUGAAGAUGUUUAUGUACAAGAUGGUGCCCCAUGCAGUGAUGGCACAUACUGUUAUCAUGGGAAUUGCACAACUCACAAUGGACAAUGCAAAAUGAUCUUUGGCAAGAAAGCAAUAGGUGCAUCAGAAGUUUGCUUUAGAGAGAUGAAUGAUAAAGGGGAUCGCUUUGGCAACUGUGGCCUCAGCCAUGGAACUUAUAAGAAAUGUAAGGCUGAGAAUAUCCUGUGUGGUCGACUUCAGUGUGAAAACGUUGAUAAAUUACCUUCUUUGGAGGAACACAGCACCAUAGUUAAUACACCCGUUGACAAUAGGCAAUGCUGGGGUAUAGAUUACCACAGUGGAAUAGAAUUGCCUGACAUUGGAGCAGUGAGAGAUGGUACUCCUUGCAGGACUGACAUGAUGUGUAUUAAUGGGGAGUGUAUGGAAGUGUCUCUCUUACAGUAUGAUUGCAAUCUCACAAAAUGUCAUAAUCGGGGAUUAUGCAACAAUCACAAACAGUGUCACUGUGAUCCUGGCUGGGCCCCUCCGGACUGUUUCAAUAGAGGCAACGGUGGCAGCACUGACAGUGGACCACCUCCACGACAAGAGAUUUUUAAGAGUACUGGCAGCAGAGCAGGGAUGAUAGCUGUAAUUGCAUUUGUCCUUUGUGCUAUUGUUGCUGGUAUUGGUCUGGGUAUUUAUUUCAGGAACGAACUGAGACAGAAGUAUGUAACAUUUAGGGAAAGAAUGCAUAAAAAGAUCAAAAAAGAAGAAAAGAUCAAAAAAGAAGAAAGACCAGAGUAA